Molecule: messenger RNA, 1262 nt
Organism: Cricetulus griseus (Chinese hamster)
Lineage: Eukaryota; Metazoa; Chordata; Mammalia; Rodentia; Cricetidae
Source: RefSeq, a predicted model, not a curated record
GGGAGGGGUGGGCGUGGCCCGGCGGCGUCCGGUCCAGGCGAGGUGAAACUGCAGGAGUUCCGGCAGGAGGCCCGUGCUGACGGCCCGCACCUUCACCAUGGCCUCGGCCGAGCUGGAUUACAGCAUCGAGAUCCCGGAUCAGCCCUGCUGGAGCCAGAAGAACCCCUGCCAUGAUGGGAAGAAGGCCAGGAAGCGACUGCCUGUGGUGAUUCUCUUGGGCUGGGGAGGCUGCAGGGACAAGAACCUGGCCAAGUAUAGCGCCAUCUAUCACAAAAGGGGCUGCAUUGUGAUCCGAUACACGGCUCCCUGGCACAUGGUCUUCUUCUCUGAAUCCUUGGGCAUCCCCUCCCUUCGUGUGAUGGCCCAGAAGUUGCUCGAGCUCCUCUUUGACUACGAGAUUGAGAGGGAGCCUCUGCUCUUCCAUGUCUUCAGUAAUGGCGGCGUCAUGCUCUACCGCUACGUGCUGGAGCUCCUCCAGACCCAUCAGCGCUUCCGCCACCUGCAUGUGGUGGGCACCGUGUUUGACAGUGGUCCUGGUGAUAGCAACCUAGUAGGGGCCCUGAGGGCCCUGGCAAUCAUCCUGGAGCGCCGGCCUACUGUGCUGCGCCUGUUGCUCCUAGUGGCUUUUGCCUUGGUGGUAGUCCUGUUGCACUUCCUGCUUUCCCCGUUCACUGCCCUCUUCCACACCCACUUCUAUGACAGGCUGCAGGACUCAGGCUCCCACUGGCCUGAGCUCUACCUCUACUCCAGAGCUGAUGAGGUAGUCUCAGCCAGGGAUGUGGAACGUAUGGUAGAGGAACGCCUGGCUCACCAGGUCCUGGUGCGCUCGGUGGACUUUGUGUCAUCGGCGCAUGUCAGCCACCUCCGUGACUAUCCUACUUACUAUACAAGUCUGUGUGUCGACUUCAUGCAAAACUGUGUCCAGUGCUGAGGUCCUGCUUCAGAAAUAAACGCCGGGCACCUCCCUUCAACCUACAUCUGUCCUGAAGGACUGCUGGCAUGGCUGCUCCCUCAGACCCUGGGAUGGGGGUGCCAAGGCAAGUUUCCAUUGGGCAGCCUUGCAGUUAUUUGGACAAGUGCAAUGUUCUUACGGUGUUUGGGCUGUAAAAGGUUAAUAGUUUGUGUGUUGGGUGAAUGGCUUGAGGCUAAACCCCAGACUUGUUUUGAAAACAAAGUGGUAAAGUGCUGGCUGUACAGUCAUGAGUUCAAACCCAGAACUCACAUAAAAAAAAAAAAAAAAAAAAAAAAAAAAAAAAAAAAAA